AUGCCUGAUAAUGACAUUGUAGCACCACCACCGAAGGAAGAAAUCAAAAAACCUGAUCCUCCGAAGGAUGCUAAUUCAGCUAAAGGAUUUCAAUGGUGGAGACGAACAUUUCAAUAUAAGACUGGUUUAGGUCUAACACCCGAGGAGAAAAAACAAUACGAGAACGAUUAUCAAUAUAUUCUUCAACGUCAACAAUGUCAAACUUGCUACGAAUACAGAGAUUGGAUGCUUAAAUACUCCCCAACGGUUAGAUUUAUGGCACAACAAAUUUCGAAAUUAAACUCAAAAAGUAAUAAUGGGGACACAUUACCAUUUGACGAAUCAAAAAUAAUUUGUGACGUAUGUCCGGACUGGAAAAGUGGUGGAUUUCAUCCAGAGCUUGGCAUCUUGAUCUGUCAGAAUAGGUUACGUGAUAAAUGGCAUCUGGAAGAUACAUUGGCUCACGAAAUGGUUCAUUAUUUUGAUAAUCUAAAGUGGCAGGUGGAUUGGUUGAACUUGAAGCAUCAUGCUUGUUCUGAAAUCAGGGCUUCUUCAUUGAGCGGUGAAUGCCGAUUUUCUCAAGAAUUUGCAAGAAGAGGAUUUGGCUUUGGAUUAAAUAGAGGCCACCAGGAAUGUGUGAAGAGAAGAGCUACCCUGAGUGUGAUGGGCAAUCCCAACUGCAAAGACGAAAAGCAGGCAAAAAAAGUUGUCGCCGAAGUUUGGGAUAGUUGCUUCAAUGAUACGCGUCCAUUCGAAGAGAUAUACAGGUAA
Zygotorulaspora mrakii is the source of this 750-nucleotide messenger RNA. It is a transcript of the gene ATP23, whose product is annotated as putative metalloprotease. The transcript has a single exon. Bases 1 to 750 code for a protein of 249 amino acids. Gene Ontology annotation, biological process: mitochondrial protein processing; mitochondrial proton-transporting ATP synthase complex assembly. Lineage: Eukaryota; Fungi; Ascomycota; Saccharomycetes; Saccharomycetales; Saccharomycetaceae. Gene Ontology annotation, cellular component: extrinsic component of mitochondrial inner membrane. The record is from RefSeq and is a predicted model, not a curated record. Gene Ontology annotation, molecular function: metalloendopeptidase activity.